AAGAAUACAAAUAUUACAACACAUUUACGAUAAGAUUAGGACAGUUUAUAAUCAGCUGUUGAUACAAGAUAAGCAUCAUUUCUUCUUCAAGAGGCAGACGAAACAGACUACAAGAUGCCAGCUUACAGGUGGAUUCAUCGAAGCGCGGAGCAAAGUUUACCCAGAAAUGCAGUUGUUGGAGGACGAGACGCCGACGGAACGACCAUCUUUGUCGGCAGAGCCUUCCACGAAGGUGACAUGCUUCCGGCAAAAGUGAUUCCCGAUAAAAGCGUUGCUUACGUGUGCCACAACGGAGAGGAACACGCUAAAUACGAUUUCGAAGUUCUGUGCCUGGGCGAAUUCGCAUGGGAGUUCAGCAGCAAUGGCGAGGUUCCAAGCGAAGCGGUAGUCGCAGGACAGACUUCUGACGGAGAGUCUCUGUAUAUUGGCCGCGUUCUCCAUAAUGGAUCCCAAACAGUUGGCAAGGUCCAACCCAGUCACGGCUGCCUCUACAUUCCCUUCGACGGAGAGGAGUUGUCCUUCAAAGACUACGAAGUCCUCGUACUUAAUUAAUUACUGUGAAACUAAGGUUACGAUCGUUGUUAUACGCAUAGAAUACAUGACUAAUGUUUUUUAUUAUAUUUAGACCUUCGAUUCUCGCCUAAACGUAACGAUUUUUUUAACGAAGGAGAAUAACAAUAAAUAAGAAAUAAAUACUAAAGAGGAUCAAUAUCGUACUGCAAAUAGUUAUCCUUACGACUUACCAUAAAAUAUACUGCUUCCUGUGUCUAGUACAAAAAGAGGCGAAACCUAAAAAUCAUUGACGCGUUUAACGCGAAGGUUG
Colletes gigas is the source of this 823-nucleotide messenger RNA. RefSeq lists its product as uncharacterized. The coding region runs from base 115 to 552 and encodes 145 amino acids. The transcript is spliced from 4 exons. The record is from RefSeq and is a predicted model, not a curated record. NCBI's taxonomy places the organism in Eukaryota, Metazoa, Arthropoda, Insecta, Hymenoptera, Colletidae.